AUGCAUCCGAAACCUUUCGAAGAGGUGGGGAGCGCGAAAUUCAUUGAUUCUUGUUCUUGGAUGGGAAAGAAACACGAUUGCAGAAGAAUAUUUCAUCCAAUUGUAACCGACGAAGGAUUAUGUUAUACAUUUAAUAUGUUAGAACAGAAGGAUGUGCUCAAUAACCAUUCAUAUAUUCACGAAUACAGUUACAAACCUGAUACUAUAACUUUCACCAAUGCAUGGACAGUAGAUUCCGGUUAUUCCCCGAAAGCAGGUAUUUACACUUAUCCAAGGCGCGCGUUGUUACCUGGUUCAACUAACUCACUUACAGUGAACAUGUUCAUUAACGAAAGCGAUGUCGAUUACGCAUGUACAGAUUUCCAAGGAUUUCAGAUAGUUUUACAUCAAGCUGUUCAAUAUCCAUUGGUCAAGAAUCAUUAUUUUCGAGUUCCUAUGAGGAAAGCUGUUAUUGUGGCAAUUACACCGACGCAAAUGUUAAAUUCCGAUGAUGUACAAGACUAUAGUCCGAAGAAGAGAGAAUGUUAUCUACAAGGAGAAAAAAAGUUGAACUUUUUUAAAAAUUAUACGCAGAAAAAUUGCCAAUUUGAAUGUAUUACCAACAAAACUCGAGCUGUUUGUGGGUGUGUUGCAUUUUACAUGCCAAGAGAAGCCAAUACACCGAUUUGCGGGAAUGGAAAUUCCAUGUGUAUGAAACAAGUGAAAAAUAAUCUAGAUUGGAAUAACCUCCAGCAUUCGAUAGACAACAACAGAGGUUUGUACGACGAAUGCGAAUGUCUACCAAUGUGCAGUAUGCUGGACUACGAAACCGAAAUCACUGAAAUAGAUUAUGAUAAAUUCAAGGAAUACGAAGCUUUAGGAAUGAAGAAAAAUCAGAGACAAAAUCAGUAA
Diorhabda carinulata is the source of this 891-nucleotide messenger RNA. RefSeq names its product pickpocket protein 28-like. Gene Ontology annotation, biological process: sodium ion transmembrane transport. Bases 1 to 891 code for a protein of 296 amino acids. Gene Ontology annotation, molecular function: ligand-gated sodium channel activity. NCBI's taxonomy places the organism in Eukaryota, Metazoa, Arthropoda, Insecta, Coleoptera, Chrysomelidae. The record is from RefSeq and is a predicted model, not a curated record. The transcript is spliced from 6 exons. Gene Ontology annotation, cellular component: membrane.